AAAACGAAGAAGAUCGCGAAGAAGAAGCGCUGGCAAUGGAUGCUGCAUUACUCAGCAGACUUGCUUCUUCUGCUGCUCCUUCAUUGACCUCAGCUGCUGCUUCAUUGCAGCAGCAGCAGCAGCAGCAGCAAGAGCAGCAGCAGGAGCAGCAGCAAGAAGAGCAGCAACAGCUGCAAGAGCAGCAGCAACAGCUGCAAGAGCAGCAGCAGCAAGACCAACUACCAGAACAACAGCAGCAGCAACAAGAGCAGCAGCAGCAGCAGCAGGAAGACCAGCAGCAGCAAGAGCAACAACAGGAGCAGCAGCAGGAUCAGCAGCACAACCACUACCAACAACAACAGCAACAGCAGCAGCAGCAGCAGCAGCAGCAUGACGAUCAACAGCAGGAGCAUCAAGACGAUCAGCAAGAGCAGCAGCAUCAAGACCAGCAGCAGCAAGACAACCACCACCACCACGAUCAGCAGCAGCAGCAGCAGCAGCAGCAGCAGCAGCAAGAGGAGCAGCAGAGACGCUUAGUAGUAGAGUAUUUAUCAGGUGCUACUUCAACAGCAGAUGCACUGUUAGCUGCGAGUCGUCGUUUAACUUUUUCUGUUAAGAUCCCCGGCAUUAGUUUUCACAAAGGCGUCGAGAGCUGGCUAUGCAGCUGGAAGGAGAAUGAUAAUAG
This is a messenger RNA of Eimeria acervulina, 664 nucleotides long. RefSeq lists its product as hypothetical. The record is from RefSeq and is a predicted model, not a curated record. The transcript has a single exon. The annotation marks the transcript as partial. Lineage: Eukaryota; Apicomplexa; Conoidasida; Eucoccidiorida; Eimeriidae.